AUGGUUUCGAAACCCGUGCGAGUUGCUACUGCAGCAGCAAGAAAGGCGGCUGCACGCUUGCGUGCGGCCGCGGAAAGUGCCUCUUACACCUCAGCAGCAGGUGAUUCGUCGCUUGUUGUUGUUAAUCGUCCACGUGGUGAGUCACCACGGUCGACAGGUACAUCCGCUGCGUCUGCAGCGGGUACUGCGAAUCGUAAUAUAGAUGAGUCUGAAAUAGAGCUCAUCUAUUCUGGCGAGUCGGAUGAUGUAUCCGACUCGAAGGAGGCGCCUCCCGCCUCCGGAUAG
Molecule: messenger RNA, 285 nt
Organism: Peronospora matthiolae
Lineage: Eukaryota; Oomycota; Peronosporomycetes; Peronosporales; Peronosporaceae
Source: the annotation of a GenBank genome assembly